AUGGCUCAAAAUGAUAGGAAUACAAGAAUUGCCCAAAAGGCUUUUGAAAUAGUCGAUAACAUGUAUGAUAUUACUGCUCGCCGAGUCAUUUCUCAGUUUUCAUAUGAGUCAACUAUUGUAAAACCGGUGGUUUAUCAUCCCACGGAUCGUAUUCAAUACUUCAGUGGUGCUCGUCCUUUUAUUGGCCAUGUUGACCGCUUUGAGAGGCCACAAGAACGGGCUAUUAACUGCGAUAAGGCGGUUCAGCUCUAUGGAGGGGUUCUUAUAAAGGAAUUUCGUAAUUAA
This is a messenger RNA of Arabidopsis thaliana (thale cress), 285 nucleotides long. RefSeq lists its product as uncharacterized. The coding region runs from base 1 to 285 and encodes 94 amino acids. Lineage: Eukaryota; Viridiplantae; Streptophyta; Magnoliopsida; Brassicales; Brassicaceae. The transcript has 2 exons. The record is from RefSeq and is marked reviewed.